AUGUGGUGGUCGAUCGGGUGGGGGAUCGCCUUCGGUGAGGAGACCGAAGAUGGCGAGUUUAACCAGUUUGCCGGGCCUGUAUCGUUCUUCUUGCGAGAUGGGGGAUUCAUCGACGAAUCUGGGAACUACGGCACCACCGAAGGGUACACCUGGGCACUGUGGCUUUUCCAGUGGAGCUUUUCGGGGGCAGCUGUGACAAUUGUCAGCGGUGCAGUGGGGCUACGAAUCACGAUGCCUGCAUACGUCAUGACAGCUCAGGUCAUCGUUGGAUUCAUCUACCCCGUGGUGAGCCAAGUGCAAGGGACUCCGCGGGUUGAGUAA
Messenger RNA from Ectocarpus sp. CCAP 1310/34, 321 nucleotides. NCBI's taxonomy places the organism in Eukaryota, Phaeophyceae, Ectocarpales, Ectocarpaceae. The record is from the annotation of a GenBank genome assembly.